GGAGAAAGAACGAGACAAUUGAGUUGUUUGCCCAAAGCCUUUUCACCCAAAAACCAAUCCCCCCACGAAAAACAGCAACUCCCACCACCACCGGUACCAGAAUACCAGUCUGCAUUAUCACUGGAGCCACAUCUGGUUUAGGUGCUGCAGCAGCCUAUGCUCUUUCAAGAGAAGGAUUCUAUGUGGUUCUUGCUGGGAGAUCUUCUCAUAUGUUGUUGAAGGCUAUGGAUGACAUCAGAGCACAGAACAAAGAUGCCCUUCUUAAGGCAUUUGAGGUUGACCUAUUGUCCUUUCAGUCAAUUGUAAAAUUCAAAGGCUCUCUUCAGCAGUGGCUAUUGGAUUCAAAUUUACAUUCUUCAGUCCAACUCCUGAUAAAUAAUGCUGGGAUACUAGCAACAUCAUGCAGACUUACUGCUGAAGGCUAUGAUCAGAUGAUGGGAACCAAUUACAUUGGGGCAUUUUGUCUUACCCAAAUUUUACUCCCACUUAUGGAGAAUAGCCCUGUACCGGCCCGGAUUGUUAAUGUCACAUCCUUUACACAUCGGAGUGGCUGA
This is a messenger RNA of Ilex paraguariensis (yerba mate), 554 nucleotides long. Lineage: Eukaryota; Viridiplantae; Streptophyta; Magnoliopsida; Aquifoliales; Aquifoliaceae. The record is from the annotation of a GenBank genome assembly.